This is a messenger RNA of Bacillus rossius redtenbacheri, 2305 nucleotides long. Its product is annotated as actin, cytoplasmic A3a. The transcript has 4 exons. Lineage: Eukaryota; Metazoa; Arthropoda; Insecta; Phasmatodea; Bacillidae. The coding region runs from base 830 to 1960 and encodes 376 amino acids. The record is from RefSeq and is a predicted model, not a curated record.
UAAGUGACAGUUUGUUGUGGACGUCAUCUGGUCAUUUAGUGCGAAAUUGUAAAUAGAUUUUAGCGUGGCGGUAGUAAUAGUGUGAUGAAAAAAGGUUAAGACGUAUGUUCACUGCAUUUUGUAAUUAGAAUGAGAACGUAUAGUUUUCGUUUAGCAAAAGUUCUUGAUGUGGAAAAAUGUUUCAUGUGGUAGUAUAUCAUGGAAUGUAAAGUUGGGAGAACCAUAAUAAUAAGAAAAGGUUUAACCGCGCCAAAAUGUUCAAAUAUUUUUAUUCUUAUGCUGCAGACUUUGCGUUAGAAUUUUAAUUUAUUAACAAUGGUUUUGGCUUGUUUAAGUUAUGCGUAACAGAUUUUUAUUUAUUUAUUUACCCAUGCUUUAAGCCCGUUGUCAUGUCCAGAUUCUAAGUACAGUACUUAGUUUUUAAGUAUUGGUCGUGAUUAACGUAGUAAGAGGCGUAGUUGUUUCUAAAGUCGCACUUCGGAGACGAACCUCAAAGUGCGAGAAGUUGGUAUUGGGGCUCUUGUAGUUUCUCAGUCGGCCUUUCCGACGCCGGUUGGGUUCCGGUAGGGCGCGUUUCGUCGGUUCCAUGCUGUUAGCUCACUUCCAUAUAUGGUCAAGUGUGCUGCCAUUGGCUGUCGUUGCGCCGUCCUUAUCUUCCGCUGGGAGGGGAGUGGAAAGGGAGGGGUUCGCCUGGAAGAGAGGGAAGAGAAAGGCAUAUAUUACUGUUACCAGCUGACUCGAGCAUCAGUUUUGUGUGAGACGGCAGUGUGUCGAGUGUGCGAGUUAGUUUUGUACAUACGUAGUGUUUUCUAUUCCCUAAUACCUAACCAUGUGCGACGAGGAAGUUGCUGCGCUCGUGGUCGACAACGGGUCCGGGAUGUGCAAGGCCGGGUUCGCCGGGGACGACGCCCCGCGCGCCGUCUUCCCCUCCAUCGUGGGUCGCCCGCGGCACCAGGGCGUGAUGGUGGGCAUGGGCCAGAAGGACAGCUACGUGGGCGACGAGGCCCAGUCCAAGAGGGGCAUCCUCACCCUCAAGUACCCCAUCGAGCACGGCAUCGUGACCAACUGGGACGACAUGGAGAAGAUCUGGCACCACACGUUCUACAACGAGCUGCGCGUGGCGCCCGAGGAGCACCCCGUGCUGCUCACGGAGGCCCCGCUCAACCCCAAGGCCAACCGCGAGAAGAUGACGCAGAUAAUGUUUGAGACGUUCAACACCCCGGCCAUGUACGUGGCCAUCCAGGCAGUGCUGUCGCUGUACGCCUCUGGUAGGACCACCGGUAUCGUCCUGGACUCUGGAGACGGCGUCUCUCACACGGUGCCCAUCUACGAAGGCUAUGCUCUGCCCCAUGCCAUCCUGCGAUUGGACCUGGCUGGACGAGACCUCACGGACUACCUGAUGAAGAUCCUGACCGAGCGUGGCUACAGCUUCACGACCACGGCAGAGCGGGAGAUCGUGCGCGACAUCAAGGAGAAGUUGUGCUACGUGGCGUUGGACUUUGAGCAGGAGAUGGCCACCGCUGCAUCUUCCUCGUCCCUGGAGAAGUCCUACGAGUUGCCCGACGGCCAGGUGAUCACGAUCGGCAACGAGAGAUUCCGCUGCCCGGAAGCUUUGUUCCAACCUUCGUUCCUGGGAAUGGAAGCUAGCGGCAUCCACGAAACGACCUACAACUCCAUCAUGAAGUGUGACGUGGACAUCAGGAAGGACCUGUAUGCCAACACGGUGCUCUCUGGUGGUACCACCAUGUACCCUGGCAUCGCUGACCGCAUGCAGAAGGAGAUCACGGCCCUGGCACCUUCCACCAUGAAGAUCAAGAUCAUUGCACCUCCGGAGAGGAAGUACAGCGUCUGGAUCGGUGGCUCCAUCCUGGCCUCGCUGUCCACCUUCCAGCAGAUGUGGAUCUCCAAGCAGGAGUACGAUGAGUCCGGCCCCUCCAUCGUGCACAGGAAGUGCUUCUAAGUGGCUGUCCCCACAGACUUGUAUAUUUCCCUUCAUAUUUCAUUUAUGCCUGCCUCGGGCAGUUGACGCAUUCCUGUCCUUUUGCUGUUGGUACAUGACUGACCAUUCCGCAUGCGUUGCAAACAUUCCGCAGUAAAUUGUUUGUAAGUGUAAAUUUCUAUAAACAUUGUAUUAUAGUUUGUGCAAGAAGUUAUGAAGUGAUGUUUAUACUUUUUUGAAGGCUGUUUUGUUACGAGCCAUUGCCUACAAUCUCAAAUCACACUAGGCCAAAGUACGUAUUAUUUAUUUCCAUGUGCAGAGCUGAGAUUGUGGGAUCAUUUCUAAAAUAAAGAAAAUUUGAAAAUA